AUGGCAGCGAUCAAACUCGCCAACCCUGGGGCUGAGGUGACGCGCAGCCAGGCGGCUUUGGCUGUGAAUGUCUGUGCCGCCCGAGGGCUGCAGGAUGUGCUGCGGCCGAGCUUGGGUCCUAAGGGCGCGCUAAAAAUGCUUGUUUCAGGGGCAGGUGAUAUCAAACUCACAAAAGACGGCAAUGUACUGCUUCAUGAGAUGCAAAUUCAGCACCCAACAGCUUCCAUCAUAGCGAAAGUAGCGGCAGCCCAGGACCAAGUCACAGGAGAUGGCACCACCUCCAAUGUCCUGAUCAUUGGGGAACUGCUCAAGCAAGCCGAUCUUUACAUUUCUGAGGGCCUGCACCCUAGAAUCAUAGCUGAAGGAUUUGAUGCUGCAAAGACGAAAGCACUUGAAGUUCUGGAUGAAAUUAAAGUAGAAAAGGAGAUGAAGAGGGAAAUCCUCUUAGAUGUGGCUAGAACAUCCCUGCGAACGAAAGUUCAUGCUGAACUGGCUGACGUGUUAACAGAGGCUGUGGUGGAUUCUGUCCUGGCUAUUAGAAGACCAGGUAUCCCUAUUGAUCUCUUCAUGGUGGAAAUCGUGGAGAUGAGGCACAAGUCAGAAACAGAUACACAGUUGAUUCGAGGAUUGGUUUUGGACCAUGGUGCCCGUCAUCCAAGCAUGAAGAAGCAAGUGCAAGAUGCGUUUAUCCUCAUUUGCAAUGUUUCACUGGAGUAUGAGAAAACAGAAGUGAGCUCUGGUUUCUUUUAUAAGACUGUAGAAGAGAAAGAGAAAUUGGUAAGAGCCGAAAGAAAAUUCAUUGAAGAUAGAGUGCAGAAAAUAAUAGACCUGAAGCAGAAAGUCUGUGCCGAGUCCAAUAAAGGAUUUGUUGUCAUCAAUCAGAAGGGCAUUGAUCCGUUUUCCUUAGAAAUGCUUGCAAAAUAUGAAAUCGUAGCUCUUCGCAGGGCAAAAAGAAGAAAUCUCGAAAGGCUUACCCUCGCCUGUGGAGGAAUAGCUGUAAAUUCCUUUGAAGACCUUAAUGAAGAUUGCUUGGGGCAUGCUGGCCUUGUAUUUGAGUAUUCAUUAGGUGAGGAGAAGUUCACUUUUAUUGAGGACUGUGUGAAUCCUCUCUCUGUCACCUUGUUGAUCAAAGGACCAAACAAACAUACUCUUAUACAGAUCAAGGAUGCUUUAAGAGACGGACUUCGUGCAGUCAAAAAUGCGAUUGAAGAUGGCUGUGUGGUCCCAGGGGCUGGAGCAGCUGAAGUCGCCAUAGCAGAGGCUCUCGUGAACUAUAAGCAUCGUGUGCAGGGACGAUCUCGCCUUGGAGUCCAAGCCUUCGCUGACGCCUUACUUAUUGUCCCGAAGGUUCUUGCUCAGAAUUCUGGUUAUGACCUGCAGGAAACAUUGAUAAAAAUUCAGACUGAACAUGCAGAAUCAAAAGAGCUCGUGGGCAUAGACCUGAAUACAGGGGAGCCAAUGGUAGCAGCAGAAGCAGGCAUUUGGGAUAAUUAUUGUGUGAAAAAACAUCUUCUUCACUCAUGCACAGUGAUUGCCACUAACAUUCUCCUGGUUGAUGAAAUUAUGCAAGCUGGGAUGUCGUCUCUCAGAGAGUGAUUGAAUUCAAAAUCAAUUCAUCUGGAAGACAAGAUAGCAUGCAUGUCAUAUUCAACACCGUCUUACGGCCUUAACUGUUACAAAAUAAAUGUGGUGUGUAUCUUUUGGUCUCAAC
Microtus ochrogaster (prairie vole) is the source of this 1711-nucleotide messenger RNA. It is a transcript of the gene Cct6b, whose product is annotated as chaperonin containing TCP1 subunit 6B. Gene Ontology annotation, molecular function: ATP-dependent protein folding chaperone; ATP binding; ATP hydrolysis activity. The record is from RefSeq and is a predicted model, not a curated record. Lineage: Eukaryota; Metazoa; Chordata; Mammalia; Rodentia; Cricetidae. Gene Ontology annotation, biological process: protein folding.